UUAAGAUGCUGUGCUGUGGAGAAGUUCAAGGUGAGGUGUGCAGGGGCCCCACAAGACAGAGAGCUUUCUUUGCCUUUUUUUGGUGCUUAUCUGUGCAGGGCGCCAGCAGCAGCAGCUUGUUAAGCUGGUCUCCUUUUCCAGCAAGUGUUGUGAAGGUCCUGCAAACAUGGUCCAUGCUGAGCGAGCCACCUUCUCAGUCAUCCUUACUGGAACGCUUCUGGUGACGUGUUUGUUACCCGACUUUCUGGAUGCCAGCCCAGUAGGCAAGCGGCUGAAAGGAGAUGGAGGGGAUAAUGAUCUUUCACUUAUGAAGAAGUCAGAAGUGUUGGGUUCAGCAAGAAGGCUUCAGCGUUCCAGGAGGAACAUUAACUGGUAUAACCAACAUUCAGACUUCUGGAACUGGUACAAGUACUUCAGUGACACUGGCAAUCAAGAAGGGGUCAAUGAAUUAGACAGGAUGUAUCUGAAGUACCUACAAAACAAAAAUCGAGCCGAAGGAAUGCGGUCUUAUGACCUGUACCUGCGCCACCUGGGUGACAUUUAUAAGGCCUGUGCUAAUUCAGAUAACCCCAACUGUAUCUCUGACAUGACAGGAAGGUCAAAGCCUGACGUGAAGCCCACCACUCCACCAGCACCUCAGGCUGCCCCAGUAAAAGGGUGUGAUCCGUACAGGGAUCCUUACUGCCAGGUUAUGCGAGUAGUCCCUCAGGCCCCAGCACCUUACAAAACCUUUGCACCUCCUGCUCCUCCUGCUGGCUAUUAUUACAUUACGGCUCCCGCACCUUUCCUAAGUGCUCAACAAAAGUCUGAACUGGCACGUAUCUGUAGUCCCACUGACGUUGAGUGUCUUCAAUACCACCUACGUGCUGCAUAUGGCUACACCUCUGGGUCUGCUUCCCCUUCCUAUGCCUUUCUAGGAUGUGAUCCUAAGAAAGACCCGUAUUGUCUUCAGAAACCAGCAAAAGAUGAACCCUACCACCGUUAUCCUAACUGUGACCCCAAUUAUGAUCCUUACUGUGUUCCUGAAAGACAAAGCCCUGCACCACUUGCACAGUCAUCUUCAACCUCUGUUAGCUGCAACCCACUUUUUGAUGACAACUGCAAUCCUCUUACUGCAACUAAAUUUCUCAGUGAAGAGCAGAGGGCUAAAGAUGAACCAGCACCUGAAAAUGGCUGUGACCCUCGUUAUGACCCAUACUGCAAUCUUCCUAGCCCUUCCCAAAGUGACCAUACAGGCAGUUCUCUUCAGCGUUAUCCAAUGACUAAGGGAAAAACUAAGGAAGGCUAUGACUGUUACAUUAAUUAUGAUGAGGAGUGUUACCCUGUUCGCCAAUCGCAACCUUCCCCUGCAGGCCCAUUAAAUGCAGCCAGGUCCCUAUUUGACUGUGAUCCAUCUGAUCCCAGAUGUCCUCUUUUCUCCAGCCGCAGGAGGUCUGUUCGUGACUGUGAUCCUAGCUAUGACCCCAACUGUCAGGUCACUAACUCAUAUUCUAACUUGUACCCCCAGAUCCAAAAUUCCCAGCAAAACUGUAAUCCUUACUUUGAUCCUAACUGUCGCCAGAGUGCAACCAAUACUCAAUCCUACCACCCCUACCUAAACCCAGAUGGUUACCGUGAUGGAGUGUACGAACCAGAUGAAGACUGUGACCCAGAGUACGACAGAAAUUGCCGUCUACGCCGUCGUGAAGAGAAGAACAAAGGCCCUGCUUCAGAGUCCACACGCCAUGAAAGAAGCGAUACUCAAGGUGAUAAUGAGCAGAUGCCAGCUCAAGAUGAGCCAAGACACGGUCACAGGGAUACCUAUGAAGACAAGCACACCUCUGAGAGGAUCCCUGCAGAAGAUCCUUACAGGGAGGAGGAAGCAAGAAGAGAGGAUCCAUAUCACAGAUAUGAUGAAACACACGAGGGCAGCGAAAAUGAAUAUCCAAAGUAUGAGGAAUCGCAAGGUGGGUAUGAGCAGGCAGAUGAUAGCACCAAUGAUGAAGACUACCGGAAGAAGUAAAAUCAAAUAAUUCUUCACCUUGUGUCAAAUAGAGCAUAAGGCUUCACUCUGCAAGCCCAUUUGAGCAAAAAUGUAUUGCGCAAGACAGCGAUGAGCUAAGGAAGACUUUGUCCUAUAAAAAAAGGGAAUGGGAUGGAACCUGCUGAGAAAACAAGCCUGCUUUUCUUAUGUACAUAUGGAAUUCACUUUCAGCUUUAAAAGCAAAUGAUCAGCCUGGUGAAAGUUUCUGUAAUCUGUGAUGGUAGGGGGUAGCGUGCCUAAGUGUACUUGAAAUGGGUCUGCAAUCUCUUCCUCUAUGUGCCUUGAAUGUCUCUUAAAGAGUAUUUAAUAAUGGGCUCUGCUUGAAACGUCUCUGACCCUAAACGAAGAACGUUUGGUUUUAUUUUCAAAUAAAAGCUUUCAAUAAAAAACUAGAUUUUCUCUACCUUU
This is a messenger RNA of Polypterus senegalus (gray bichir), 2431 nucleotides long. RefSeq names its product actinodin1 (gene and1). The record is from RefSeq and is a predicted model, not a curated record. Lineage: Eukaryota; Metazoa; Chordata; Cladistia; Polypteriformes; Polypteridae. The coding region runs from base 167 to 2002 and encodes 611 amino acids. The transcript is spliced from 5 exons.